GGCAGCCCCACCCCCGCCUCCCCCAGGAGCAUCCCCGGCAGCAGCAGCCAGCACAGCGCCUCCAGCCUCCAGAGCAGCCGGGAGAGCCUCAACUCCUGCGGCUUUGUGGAAGGCAAGCCCAGGCCCAUGGGCUCCCCGCGGCUGGGCAUCGCCAGCCUGUCCAAGACAUCAGAGUACAAGCCGGCCAGCUCUCCCUCCCAGAGAUGCAAAGUCUACACCCAGAAGGGCGUCCUGCCUUCUCCUGCCCCCCUGCCUCCACUGGGCAAGGAUUCCAGCCUGGUCUCCAGCGAAUCCCUGCUGCAGCCCGAGGUGCGCACCCCCCCAGUGGGAAUGAGCCCCCAGGUUUUGAAGAAAUCCAUGUCUGCAGGGAGCGAGGGGUACCCCGAAAGCCCCGGCGACGACGAGCCCCAGGCAGCGACUUCUCCAGAUUCCAAGAAGGAGAUCCUGAGCACCACGAUGGUGACGGUGCAGCAGCCGCUGGAGCUGAACGGCGAGGACGAGCUGGUGUUCACGCUGGUGGAGGAGCUGACCAUCAGCGGGGCCCUGGAUGGCGGCCGCCCCACCAGCAUCAUCAGCUUCAACAGCGACUGCUCCGUGCAGGCCUUGGCCUCGGGCUCCCGGCCCGUCAGCAUCAUCGGCAGCAUGAGCGAGGACGUGGAUGGCUACUCUGGCGUGGCGCCCGUCUCUGAGGUCAGCAUCACCCAGUUCCUGCCCCUCCCAAAGCUGACCCUGAACGAGAAGGCCUGCGAGGCCGGGAGCAGACGUUCGUCCAUUAGCUCCUGGCUGAGCGAGAUGAGCGGCGGCAGCGAUGGCGAGCAGUCCUGCCACAGUUUCAUAGCCCAGACGUGCUUCGGGCACGGGGAGGCCAUGGCAGAGCCCCCGGCCUCGGAGCUCGUCGGCAGCAUCCAGAACGGCGCCGUGGUGUGCCGGGAGAAGCCCAAGGCGGGCCCCGAC
Molecule: messenger RNA, 954 nt
Organism: Ailuropoda melanoleuca (giant panda)
Lineage: Eukaryota; Metazoa; Chordata; Mammalia; Carnivora; Ursidae
Product: kinesin-like protein KIF26B
Exons: 1
Biological process (GO): microtubule-based movement
Molecular function (GO): microtubule motor activity
Source: RefSeq, a predicted model, not a curated record